UAUUAUUUGCAAAUAAAACCAGCCAGCCCUGGUCAUGUGCGGUAGAGUGGGCGUAUUUAUCCAGCUUACAACAAAUAACGUGCCGCAGAUAAGCGGAUAGCCGAGAACACACUAUGCACAGUUACACGGCUCGGUGGAAUUAGAUGUCGAUAUACAAAGUGGGGCCAGCCAGCCGCUGAAACUUCGGCCACUUGUAUUUUUCUUGCCGGGCGCGACUGACACUGACUGACUCGUGGUGCGGCGUUCAUAUGAACCCCAAUGGAAAUGUGAGACUUUGCAAAGUGUUCCAAAAGCGGUGGGGAUAAUUAUUUCGGACAGACUUUGUGCGAUAAGUGCUGCAGUUCCAACAGAAGCUAAAUGCUGAUGCACCGAAAUCCAAUUGGAGUUCGAGAAACGUGAUCGCGCUUACCCAUACCAGCACAUGCAUAGCUGGAAUUCUCGUAUAUAAUCGUAUGUACAGACGUACAUAAUAAGUAAAUGUUUAUACGCGGGUAAUAGCAUUCCCAUAGUAAUAGCUGGAAACGAGCAAACGACUUGCAAUCAACAACACGCAAUUAUUAUUGGAUCUUCGUUGGCGUAGCGGCUCGUUCCUCGAGUAUAACUUAGCCAAAAUGAAGACAAACAUUGAUAAGGAGCUGCUGCCGAUGAAGGCUCAUUACUUUCUGUUCAAUGCCGGCACCGCACCCGUUGUACCCUUUAUGCCGACACUGGCCCAGCAGCUGGGCUAUUCCUCGGUGGUGGUGGGCACCAUGUACAUGAUAUUGCCCAUCAUUGGAAUGCUGGCAAAGCCGCUCUUUGGCUACAUAGCUGAUCGCUACCAUCGCCAUCGAUUGCUGUUCCUCAGUGGACAAGUCAUCACUGGCAUUGCGUUCUUCAUGAUUAUGUUUGUGCCGGCCAUAGACAAGCCACUGCCCCAGGUGCAGUUCCACUGCCAUGCCGGCGUGUCGAGCAUUAGGCACUGCUCGGAGCACGGUGAGUGCGUGGAGAAGAAUAUGGAAUCGUUCUACGGAAAUCAGACACUCGCCUGCGAUCUGCAGUGCGACGCCGAGCCCUUCAUGUGGGACAUUGUGUGCGAGGACUGGCUGAAGAACCAAACGGAAAACUGUGCGGCAAACCGCACCAAUCCGCAGCUGAACUUCGGCACCAGCAUCAACAUGAAGGACAUUGUCGAGGAAGCUAACUGCCUGUUCUUCAUGAUUCCCCAAGAUCGUGGCGAGGUGGCAGGCCAAAGCGUGCCGCUCUAUUGCCCGGCGGGAAAGCAGUACUUCAACGCCAGCUGCCGCAUGGACUGCCACGACGACUACCUUAAGGAGCAGCUCUCCGAGAGCCCCGUGAUUAACACGAUGGGCGCAAUGGCCCAGCCUCAGUUCUGGUUCUUCUUCGGCAUGCUGAUCAUCAGUUGGAUCGGCAUGGCCGUGGUGGUGAGCAUUGGCGAUGCCAUUUGCUUUGGCAUCCUCGGCGAUCGGCAUCAUUUGUAUGGCAAGCAGCGGCUGUGCGGCUCGCUGGGAUGGGGCAUAUUUGCGCUGCUUGCCGGGGUCCUGGUCGAUCACAUGUCGAAGGGCAGUGCCAACAAAAACUACACGGUUGUGUUCUGCAUGGCGCUGGUUAUAAUGGGCUUCGAUGUGCUUGCCUCCUCCAAGCUGAAGGUCACCCAAACACACUUGUCUUCCAACAUACUGAAGGAUGUUGGCCAAAUGUUUCUCUCCCUGCGCUGUGUCAUCUUUUUUCUGUGGUGCGUGGCCAUUGGCUUUGGCACGGCGCUGAUCUGGAACUUUCUGUUCCUGUAUCUGGAGCUGCUGGACAAGCAGUACAUGGGCUGUGACAGCUCCAUCAAGACACUGGAGGGUCUUGUCAUGGCCAUCCAAUGCUUUGGCGGCGAGCUGCCGUUCUUCUUCCUGUCGGGCUGGAUACUGAAGCGCAUCGGGCAUGUGAAUGCCAUGAGUCUGGUGCUCUUCGGCUUUGGGGUACGCUUCAUUUUGUACUCUAUGCUGCAGAAUCCCUGGUACAUACUGCCCAUCGAGCUGCUAAAUGGCGUCACCUUUGGCCUGUUCUACGCCACAAUGGCCUCCUAUGCCAGCAUUGUGGCACCACCCGGCACUGAGGCAACCAUGCAGAGUCUGGUGGGUGCCAUAUUCGAGGGCGUUGGCGUCUCCAUGGGCAGCCUGAUUGGUGGCAUACUAUUCAAUGGCGAUCCGCGCACCACUUUCGAGAUCUUCGGCAUUGCCGCCUUCAUCAUAUUCGUUGUGCAUGUCUCCAUUCAGAUGUUCCUGCAGCGAAAUGGCAGCACCGAUGAAAACGGCACUGUCAAAUAUCUCGCACCGACAGAUGCAAUGCACAUGCUGAAUGAUCAGGAGUAUAGUAGAGUUAGCUAAGAAGAUCGUAACACCACCAGCAACCCCCAAGAAACGAUAAAGGGACAAACCUCUGCUGUUCCGCUGAAUGCUCCACCACUCCACACCGACAUCUUUCCACCUUUAAUGCUGCAUGUUGAAUGGACAUUGCUGUAGUUUGAUGAUUGAUGAUUGUAUUGUAAACGUGCUUUAAUUUAGUAGUUAUACAAACUGUGAAACCUCUCUGCGUGCAUGCUGCGUACUCACAAAAACACUCUCCCCUCAUUUUCAGUAUGAAAAGUUCUUAAUUAAUUGUAGAAUUACCAGUGCAGCAGGCUGAUGCAUGUCUUAAGUUUUUUCUGAUCAAUUAUUACUAUGAAUUUAAUUAUAAAUAUCAAGCCGCUGCUUUUGGCGCUGUGAAUGUUUAAAUGUUGCUUCUCACACAACACUUAAUCUUAAUGUUUAACAUAUUAUAUUAUAUUAUUUAAUAUUUGUAGUUAAAUUUAUUCGAUUGGCUCCUUGCUCCGGCCUGGCCUGGCCUGGCCUGGCUCUGCCUGCAUGUGGCUUCGUUCUGUGGCGAAAUCUCCAAAGUAUUUACUUAAUUAUACACCUAAAUUACAGUCAACAAUGUAACACUGCAUAACAUACAUACACACUUGUACAAUUAAUUAUUAAUAUUGUUUUUUCCAUAUGGUCCAACUUUUGUUCUACUGUUGUGUUGUGUAUUUAAGUACUUAGUUAGGUGUUAAUGUGGGAAAUCCAAAUAUUAUUUUAAGCUGCCAGACGCUGGUUGCGUCUACUGCGUCUUCUGGCUGCCAAUGAGCGACUCUUCGUGCUGCUGCCGCUCGAGCUUGCGCUGGUAAUCACGCUGCUUGCAUGCCGCCACGUUCGCGGCGCGUUUCUGUAAUCGCAAAUUCAAAGAUAAUAAACGUUUAAGUG
Molecule: messenger RNA, 3269 nt
Organism: Drosophila subobscura
Lineage: Eukaryota; Metazoa; Arthropoda; Insecta; Diptera; Drosophilidae
Gene: Sugb
Product: major facilitator superfamily domain-containing protein 6-B
Exons: 6
Coding region: 612-2372 (586 amino acids)
Cellular component (GO): membrane
Molecular function (GO): transmembrane transporter activity
Source: RefSeq, a predicted model, not a curated record